CGCAAUUUUUGUGUAUAACACUUUAAUUACUAGUAGAUCGGACAACCCCACCGUCUCCAAUCGUCCUUCAUCAUGGAUUCGAAGUACACAGAUCGAGACGAUUUGAGUUCUGAAGGCGACUACGAAAAGACAGCCUUCCUCAACAACCACUAUAUCAAAGAAGCCAAGACGAAGAGGGGCAUGCUAUGGAUCACACUCUUUAACCUCUUCUUAUUCACAAUAUCGAUCAUGAUCCUCAUAUGCGCAAUCUUCUCCCAAAGCACAACGUACAUUCAUUCGGCGGCGAAGUUGAUGGAUGACUUCGAUAUCUAUUCUCCUGCCGCACACGUGGUAGAAUACCAUCACGUCAAGUUUGAGUUCCCAAAUCCGCUCAACGCAUCCAAAUAUGUCGGCAUCACGGACGAUGUUGACAAUGCUUGGAUGGACAUUGCUUACCUACCGGAUCAAAUGGUUCGAGUAGAAGACAUGGCGAAGCUCCAAAAGCCACUCGACUCAAUGAAGGUCACUGACCCCAAGACCGGAGAGGGCGGGUACCGUGUUGGCCUAGAAGUUUUCCAUCAACUUCACUGCUUGAAUCUAUUGCGCAUGUCGACGUACCCGGAUUACUACACUAAGUUGUGGUGGUCGGAUACUAAUGACAAACCCGAGAAAGUGCGAAUGCAUCUCGACCAUUGCAUUGAGAUUCUAAGAGAGAAUCUCAUGUGCCAAGCCGAUGUAAACGUUUUCACUUUCCAUGAGAAGCCGGGGCUCGAGGGGUUUUGGCCCGAUUAUGAGCAGCACCAUGCGUGUAGGAACUUUGAUCAGAUUAGGCAGUGGGCUUUGGAUAAUGCCAUGCCGUAUGCGGAUGUGUGA
Lindgomyces ingoldianus is the source of this 852-nucleotide messenger RNA. RefSeq lists its product as uncharacterized. The record is from RefSeq and is a predicted model, not a curated record. The transcript is spliced from 4 exons. Bases 73 to 852 code for a protein of 259 amino acids. Gene Ontology annotation, biological process: mycotoxin biosynthetic process. NCBI's taxonomy places the organism in Eukaryota, Fungi, Ascomycota, Dothideomycetes, Pleosporales, Lindgomycetaceae.